Molecule: messenger RNA, 414 nt
Organism: Trypanosoma rangeli
Lineage: Eukaryota; Euglenozoa; Kinetoplastea; Trypanosomatida; Trypanosomatidae
Product: putative heat shock protein 67B2
Exons: 1
Coding region: 1-414 (137 amino acids)
Cellular component (GO): mitochondrion
Molecular function (GO): thiosulfate-cyanide sulfurtransferase activity
Source: RefSeq, a predicted model, not a curated record
AUGGGCCAAGAUAUGUCGUUUGAGAAGUUUGAGAAGAAGAAGGUGAUGGACCUCUUUGAGAUGGAGGCACUCGUGAAGAGCAAAAGGGAGGGAAAGAAUAAAGAUGUCUUUAUCGUUGACGUGCGCGAUAACUUUGAGGUGGAGGAACACGGCUCUAUUCCGUUUUCGUUGCACAUCCCCUCCUCAGAGCUGCGCCGGGCGUUCCGUCUGAAUGAGGCGGAGUUCAUGGGGAAGUACAAGUCUCGCAUGCCGCGUAAGUCCGACAAAAUUGUCUUCUACGACCAACGGAGCGGCCGGGCUGCAACGGCGGUUGAGGUGGUGGAGUCGAUGGGUUAUCAAAUGGCGACACAUUUUUCUGAGGGAUUUAACGGGUGGGAGGCAAAAAGUGGCCGCACUGCAGAGGAGGAUCUUUGA